UAAUCAUGUCCGCUUCCAUAUUCACAAGCAGGAGAUCUUCAUAUUGUUCACUGAUGGUUCUAAUUGAUUUCACGCCUGUGUAUGUGUAAGCGUUUCGUUGCCGGUCUUAAUUGCACAUUUAUCCGAAUUAGGACAGAAUAAGUAUUUGGUUGCUGAUAUUUGGAUUGUUCGCCUACGUGUUUCUUUUUCGUUAACUGUUAAAUUGAAUUGCAGUUUUUAAGAGUCGAAGGCUUAAGAAAGGGACAUUUGAUUUGAAAAGCAAUGGCGAAUGAUAACCAAUAUUGCAUUAUAUGAUACAGCAACGACAACCAAAUUCUAACCAUGGAUUUAUUUUGGAUGUCAUUGAUUUUCAAAAUGUUGGCCUUGGUGUUACUAAGAUGCACUGAAAGCAGUGAUGCAAAAUUUGGAAUAAUUUUCGACCAUGAUUCAGUGGAUGCUAUGCAAAUUUUCACCAAAUACAGACCGAGGUAUAUCAGCCAGGUUAUUGAUUUGUCCGACAGCUUCGCCGUCAGCAAUGAAAUUUGUUCACAACUGGAGAAUGAUGUCAUUGGGAUAAUAGGUGUCUGUGAAAAAUGUGCGUUGGCCACUAUUCAGUCAUACAGCGACACGUUUCAAGUACCAUUCUUACUCAUCAGCAGUGCGCCAAUUCCGGAUGACGUCACCAGCGAUUCCUUUCAAUUUUUCCUCACACCAGUCUUCAUCCAAGGACUUCUAGAUAUUGUCAUAUAUAAACAAUGGCAUAGAGUGUUCUAUAUUUACGAUACAGACGAAGGCUUGCUGAGACUACAACAUAUCCUUAACAUUAUCAAUGCACAGAAAUCGCCCCAGCUAGACAUUAUUUUCCUGAGAAUUCCAAAUGCACAAUCAUGUUAUGAAAAAAUCCUUCAAUUUUACAAACAUGAUGACUCAGAGUUGCGGAUCCUUCUUGAUUUACCGUUCAAGAAAGUUCAAAGGACCAUUGAAUUACUGACAAAGACACCACAAGUUGUAAUGAACCGAUUUCAUUUUCUUUUGACAAGAUUGGGAAUAUCUCAGUUGAAUGAAACUGUGAUUUUAAAAGGGGCCAACUUUACUGGAUUUAAGCUUUGGUCGAAAGACGUGAUGAAGGAAAGAGAGUGGUUUGACACAUUUAACACAAACAAAAUUAACCCCACGCAUGCAUUACUGAGCGAUGCCCUCGAUUUCUUUGAUUCCACAUACAAAAAUUCAUCGCAAAGGUUUCGCAAUAAGCAUGCCAGUGACCAGAAGCUCUCUUGUCGACACAACAAUAAAACUGUAACUCUUACUAGGAACCGGGAGGUAUUCACAGAGGAUCUGAGAAAGACUAAAAUCAAGGGCCUCAGUGGGCACAUAGAAUUUGAUAACUUUGGUCGAAGAAGAAAUUUUGAACUUCAAGUGAUGGAGACAUAUAAGGAAAAAGAGCUUGCAAAAGAUGGGGAAUGGAGUCCAGUCCCAUUUAAAGGUAGCCGCUUGCGAAUACACAAGUCGGAACACACUAGACAACCAAUCAGAAAAACCAAGGUGCCAAAAGAAAUUAAAAUAAAUAUAACUACAAUCGCUGAAGAACCUUAUGCCAUGAUCAAACCUGAGUAUAGCGAUGAGGUGAAGAAACUUCGUGAUAACGGAUCGCGUGUUUGCGGGACGCACUAUUUCCUGGGAUUCUGUAUAGACCUAGCUCAAAAGGUCGCUGAAAAAAUAAACAUGACGUAUGAUAUUUGUCUGGUACAGGAUGGCAUGUAUGGAGCGGAACUAGCAGACAAAUCAUGGAAUGGGAUGAUAGGCGAACUUCUAGAAAAGAAAGUGCAAAUGGCUGUUGCUCCGAUAACAAUCACGUCAGACAGGGAAAAGGUCGUGGACUUUACCAAACCGUUUUUAAAUCUAGGAAUAAGCAUUAUCAUAAAAAAGCCCGUGGAUAAAGGAGCCCAUAUCUUCUCAUUCAUGGAGCCUCUGUCCUCCGAGAUAUGGAUGUGUAUUUUGUUUGCUUACGUCGGUGUGAGUGUGGUAUUGUUCCUUGUGAGUAGGUUUAGCCCCGCAGAAUGGAAGGUGGAUAACACAAACAUAACCAAUGACUUCACAAUUUCCAAUAGUCUCUGGUAUGCACUGGGUGCUUUUAUGCAACAGGGGUGCGACAUCUCACCUUCAGCAGUGUCAGGAAGGAUUGUAGGUAGUGUGUGGUGGUUCUUUACAUUGAUCAUCAUUUCAUCUUACACGGCGAACCUGGCCGCCUUCCUGACAGUGGACAGAAUGAAUACGCCAAUUAAUUCUGUUGAAGACUUGGCCAAGCAAACCAAGAUUCAGUACGGUGCUCUGAAAGAUGGAUCAACGUAUAGCUUUUUCAAUAAAUCCAAAUUUCCUCUGUAUGAGAGAAUGUUUGCAUACAUGAAUUCUGUCCCAGAUGUGUUUGUGAAUUCCACGGAACUUGGUAAAAAGAAAGUCAGGGAGUCCAAUGGUCUAUAUGCGUUUCUGCUUGAGUCGACAACAAAUGAAUAUACUAACCUAAGGCUACCUUGCGAUACGAUGAAAAUUGGUUCUAACCUUGACUCUAAAGGAUAUGGCAUCGCAACCCCUCCGAACUCGAUAUUAAAGGACACGUUGACCCUGGCUGUCUUGGCGUUACGUGAAUCCGGAGAACUGGCUCAAAUAAAAAAGAGGUGGUUUGAUGACAUGUCCCAAUGUCCCCAGGAGAGUCCUGACGAUGGGUCACAAGCAUCGUUGAAUCUAAAAAACGUCGCUGGAAUAUUUUACAUUCUGUCGUGUGGACUUAUCAUAUCAAUAGUUGUAGCGGGUGUCGAGUUUCUGUACAAGACAAUUGUAGAUUCAAGAAAAUCAAAAACAACUUUUGGGUCCAUGCUGAAGUGCAAAGCUCGCAUGUCAUUCAGGGGAUCCAUUGACUCCACUACCGGACAGACAACUCCCCUAAAGAAAAACAACCCCUCGGUUUCCGCGACAGUGAGUAAAAAAAUCGUUGUAUUCUUUGACCUAAACACCGAUAACGAGCUGGGAAUCUUCCGAAAUAGCACUCUACACGAUGUUGAUUUUUACGAUUUGGAAGUCAACUUUACCGACAGUCUAGCUGUAGGAAAAGCAGUUCAGGAAGAAGAUCGAAAGAAUAAUUGGCUGCUAGGCAUUAUAGCGGUGAGUCGCACCUGUCACUUACCGACUCUUCAGUCGUACGUGGACUACUACAAUUUAGCGUUUCUCUUCAUUGGUCCUACAUGCAGUCUUAAGUCUGAACUCCGUAGCGGUUCCUUCCACUUGUUUCCCAUGCCUUCAUUGGUGGGAGGUCUAGUAGAUGUCAUGUUCUACAAAGAAUGGGAAGGCAUUUACUACAUAUAUGACUCUGAUGAAGGGAUUCUCCAGUAUGAACAACUGUUGCACGAAAUUCAUUCUCAAGAAUUAAUAUUUGACGUGAUUGUAUUGCGUGUCAGUAGUAUAAACGACUGCUAUAGGCGGCUGAUCAGAAUAUAUAACGACGACCCUGGAAAUAUCCGGGUUCUUCUGAAUUUACAACCAGAGGACAGUCAAUCAGUAAUAUCAAGAUUGAAAGACGACCCCAGUGUAAAUAAUUUUCGCUUUCACUUUCUGCUUUCUAAAUUGGGUAUUUAUAACAUGAACGGGAGUAUUCACAACCAGGGCAUCAAUAUUACCGGCUUCAGACUGGACGUUGACAUAAAUAUAACCGAUAGCCAGGUUUUAAUGAAGGACACCUUUAACUUCGCAAGAGAAGUGCUGAGUGGAUACAGAGAUUUAUUGAGUCUUAGUAGCCGUAAUGAUACUCAUGAAAAGAGACAAAAACUGAUUGGGGCGCUUAAAGAGAUGAGAUACAGCGGAGCUAGUGGACCAUAUAUUUUUGAUGAAGAUGGAAUUAGAGCAAACUUUACUUUGCGUCUAAUUGAGACACUGGUUACGAGACAGAUUGCACAGAUUGGGAAAUGGGUAUCCUACGAAGAUAUAGGAGCACGUCUGGACAUGCUGAACACCUCCCAGAUAAAGGUUCAAAAACAUCGCAAAGAAAAGACAGAGAUAAAAGUCUCUACAGGCCAAGAACGCAUCAUCACAACCAUACAUGAUAAACCAUAUGUCUUUAUCAAAAAGAAAUAUGCCAAAGAAGUAAAUAAGAUGAAAGAAGAAGGGAAAAGAGUUUGCGGAAAUCAUUAUUUUGAGGGGUUCUGUAUUGACCUGGCUCAGAAAGUGACAGAAAUACUCAACAUCACAAACUACACAGUAUGUUUGGUACAAGACGGUCAAUAUGGGGCGAUUCAGGCAAACCAAACGUGGAAUGGGAUGAUUGGAGAGCUGAUGCAAAAGAAAGCUGACAUGGCAGUAGCACCCAUAACAAUAUCUUCUACACGGGAAAGAGUAGUGGAUUUCACUAAGCCCUAUAUGAGUCUGGGCAUCAGCAUCAUGAUAAAGAAACCAGCUAACGAAGGAGCUCACAUUUUCUCUUUUAUGGACCCGCUAUCCUCUGAGAUCUGGAUGUGUAUCUUAUUUGCUUAUGUGGGAGUGAGUGUGGUUCUGUUUUUGGUUAGUAGAUUCAGUCCUUCGGAGUGGAAGGUGGACGAGAAGACAAUCAGUAAUGACUUUACCAUCUCUAACAGUUUAUGGUAUUCAUUGGGUGCGUUCAUGCAGCAAGGGUGUGAUAUUUCACCAAAGGCUAUUUCAGGGAGGAUAGUUGGGAGCGUUUGGUGGUUUUUUACCUUAAUAAUAAUUUCAUCGUACACAGCCAAUCUUGCAGCGUUUUUGACGGUAGACCGAAUGAAUACGCCCAUCAGUUCAGUCGAAGAUCUUGCCAAACAAACAAAAAUCCAGUAUGGCUGUCUUAAAAGUGGCGCUACGUAUGAAUUUUUCAAAAAAUCAAAGUUUGCAUUAUAUGAAAGGAUGUAUGCUUAUAUGACGUCAGCAGAAAACGUGUUUGUAAAAGAAAACGAUGAGGGAUACGAGAAAGUCAGAGCCUCGAAUGGAAAGAAAUACGCCUUCCUGGUGGAGUCAACAACCAACGAAUACAUUAACAACCAGAAACCGUGCAACACCAUGAAAGUAGGCUCCAAUCUAGAUUCAAAGGGAUACGGUAUAGCUACUCCCGUCGAUUCCCAACUCAGAGACCCGUUGACACUUGCUGUGUUGCAGCUUCGCGAAAACGGAGAAUUGGAUCGCCUUAAGAAAAAAUGGUGGUAUGAAAAUUCCCAGUGUGAUCCUGAUACUGAAAAGGACCCGUCCCAAGCUGAAUUAACACUGGAGAACGUGGCGGGCAUCUUCUACAUUUUGUCCUGUGGGUUGACACUGUCUGUUGUUAUCGCUGCCAUAGAAUUUCUAUAUAAAUCAGUGGUUGAUUCUAAAAAAGCAAAGACAUCAUUUGGAUCCAUGGUUCGAUGCAAGGCUCGUUUGUCAUUCCGUGGUUCUCUGGACGACAGCUCCAUCCCAAAUACCCCACAGAAGAAACAAACAGCAACGUACACUUACACUGGACCCGUCCAAGUUCCCGAAUAUGAACCAUAUCCCGAUAACAACACCCACACACAAGUGUAAACCUCCCCGUGUCACGGGAUCCAUAAAAAGGGGACAGCAGCAAUGACGUCAGAAAUGACGCUAGAAAACCACGAUAUUUGACAAAUGUGGUAGUCAACUUAUUUUGGAAAUUGAAAGAACAUUUUUUAUUUACUAUCUGUUAUAUUUGUAUGUUGUACAUUCAAACUUUAAGAAUAAUCAACUCAGAAUGAAUCAAUUGACCGCUACCUUAAAUUGGUGCGUUAUUGAACAACUUUUUUUUUAUCACUGAACAUUGUUAAUUUAGAGAACUGUAAAGUUUACUCAUAAUUGUAUCUGUAUGUGAUUUCAUAAUCAAUGUUACAUGGCUUUCUUGUUUCAGUGUUUAUCAUUUUCCAUAUAUUGUUUCAAGAUAAUAAAAGUUUUAUAAUACAU
Messenger RNA from Magallana angulata, 5919 nucleotides. RefSeq names its product glutamate receptor-like. Bases 322 to 5526 code for a protein of 1734 amino acids. The transcript has 33 exons. The record is from RefSeq and is a predicted model, not a curated record. NCBI's taxonomy places the organism in Eukaryota, Metazoa, Mollusca, Bivalvia, Ostreida, Ostreidae. Gene Ontology annotation, cellular component: plasma membrane; postsynaptic membrane. Gene Ontology annotation, molecular function: transmitter-gated monoatomic ion channel activity involved in regulation of postsynaptic membrane potential; glutamate-gated receptor activity. Gene Ontology annotation, biological process: monoatomic ion transport; synaptic transmission, glutamatergic; modulation of chemical synaptic transmission.